Messenger RNA from Henningerozyma blattae CBS 6284, 2901 nucleotides. RefSeq names its product Apl3p (gene APL3). Gene Ontology annotation, cellular component: membrane coat; AP-2 adaptor complex. The transcript has a single exon. NCBI's taxonomy places the organism in Eukaryota, Fungi, Ascomycota, Saccharomycetes, Saccharomycetales, Saccharomycetaceae. Gene Ontology annotation, molecular function: clathrin-cargo adaptor activity. Gene Ontology annotation, biological process: clathrin-dependent endocytosis; intracellular protein transport. The record is from RefSeq and is a predicted model, not a curated record. Bases 1 to 2901 code for a protein of 966 amino acids.
AUGGUAAAUCAAAAUGUUCGAAUUGGAAGUUCGAAUAAUUCUAUGACAGGAUUAAAUUUUUUCAUUGCAGAUUUAAGAAAUUCUCAAGAAUCCAAAAGUGAACAAGAUAAACGAAUCAAUUCAGAAUUAAUUAAAAUUAAAACUUUUUUUGAUUCUACAAAUACUUCAUUAUCUGUUAAAAGUAAUAAUAACCAAGGGUAUAAUUUAAAGAAAAACAUUUCGAAGUUAAUUUAUAUAUAUAUCACAUCAAAUACAAGUAAAUUAGAUGAUAUUAAAUUUGGAUUAAAACAAUUUUUACAAUUAAGUAAAUCCAAUAAAUAUUCAGAGAAAUUUAUUGGAUAUUUAAUCAUCUCAUUAUUAUAUCAAUAUGAAACGAUUCGAGAAAAAUUAAUGGAAUUAAUGAAAUUUACAAUUAUUAAUGAUUUAAAUUCGAGUAAUGAACAUUUCAAUUCAUUAGCGUUAACAUUUAUUGGUAUUGCUAGUAAUUUUGAUCCUCAACUAUUAAAUGAUGAUACGAUUAUUGAGUGUGUAUUUAGAUUCAUUGCUAAUCCAAGAACAGUCAAUUGUUUAAAGCAAAAGACAUGCUUGGCAAUAAAUUGUAUGUGUUUAAACAUCAAGAAAUUUAAUUUAGCCAGUGGAGAAUUGCAUAACAUAUUAAAUGAAACAAACAUUCAGCAUUUUUUCAAUCUACUAAAUGAUGAGGGGAAUCCUUCCAUUAUAUUAACAGCAUUACCAGUACUUGAAUAUUAUAGUAAAAAUAUUGAUCCAAUCAAAUGUCUUCGAAUAAUCCCACAUUUAACCAAGAUAUUAUUAGAUUGUUUAACUAUACGUAAACAAAGGUCGAGUUCAACUGCAAAUCCGAGCGAAUUUAUAUUGCCCAACCCAUGGCUGAUUACUAAUAUCAUCAAUGUUUUAAACGUAUUAAUAAUAUCUAAUAAUGAAAGUAUUAAAGUGACCAAUUUGGAUCAUUUAAAUCAAUUGAAUAAUUUAAAUGAUGAAACAUUGGGUAAAUUACGUAUAUGUGUCACAAAGGCUAUUGAUUUAAAUACUCGAGAUUUCAAAACUCCCUUUGGUAAAUUAAUUCAAAAUAUAAUCCUUUUCAAAUUAAUCAAAUUUGCAGGGAAAUUAAAUCCAUCAGAUGAAUCGAUUGAAAAUUCCAUUACUGCUCUAUGUUCGUUAUUGGUAAAUGAUGGUGGUAAUACCAAUGGUAAUGGUACAAAUAUGAAAUAUUUGACGUUGGAUUGUUUAAUUGAAUUGACGAAUACAAGUGGUAAGAUUGAUUGUUUAAGGCAAAAAAAUUUAUAUGUCUUAUUUAACGUGUUGAAAAUGGAACGAGAUAUUUCUAUAAUCAAGAAAAUUGUGGAAUUAAUUUAUAUAUGUACAGAUGCAAGUAAUAUGAAAUUGAUUGUAAAUCAAUUAUUGAAAUAUAUUUUGAAUGCCAAUUGUGUAGCAGAUCAAAAUUUGAAAUCAGAUAUUUCAAUCAAAAUUAGUAAAAUGAUGGAAAAAUAUAAUCAAGAUGAAGAUUUAUAUAUGAAUGUAUCGUUGAAAUUACUUAGCGGGAGUGUCAGUGGUGGUGGUAUGAUGAAUAAGAAUAAUGAUUUGAUUAUUCAAAGGUUGAUCCAAAUCAUUGUAAAUAAUGAACAUUUACAAAAAAAAUUUAGUUUAAUCUUGUUGGAAUAUUUAAACAAGAUGAAUUCUAAUGAAAAUAUAAUCCAAUUGAGUUGUUUUAUCAUUGGAGAGUUUGCAGAUUUGAUUGAGCAGAAGAUUAGUAUUGGAGAUUUGUUUAAUCUGUUCACUACGAAAUAUUUCAGUGUGAGUAAUGUUACCAAGGCAGUAAUAUUGACCAGUAUAAUCAAAUUGUAUAAAUUUGAUCAUUCGAUAGGGUCUGUGGUGAUUAAAUUUUAUCAAUUGGAAUUGAAUUCUUUGGAUAUUGAAUUACAAACAAGAUCAUAUGAAUAUUUGAAAAUGAUACAAAUAUGUAAAUUGAGUGGGAAUUAUGAGUUGAUUGAAACAUUGUUUAGUCGAAUGCCCAUUUACAAGGGAACGAAAGUGGAGCCACCCAAGGAAUUAAUUUCAAACGAAAUUGAGAUGUCAAAAUAUUACACGGAUCAAAAAUUAUCUAAUACAUGGGAAGAUAGUUUUAAGAGGAUGUUAAUUCACAAACAAGGUGUGAUGUAUCAAAACACACGUAUCAAGAUCAUCUAUCGAAUGAAUGUAGAGGAAUAUACUAUUGGAGUUUCCAUUUCGAUAAUCAAUCAAACGGAAGGGGUACUCAAUGGGUUGAGUAGUGAAAUCAUACCGUUCAAGAUCCGGGAUAAUCCGGAAUAUGUGAUUGGUAAUAAUAGUGGGGUAUCACGAUUAAGUUUACAAAAAAAUGAAAGAUCGAAUCAAACAUUUGAUAUAAUUAUUAGGAAACCGUUUGAUAUAGAGGAGAGUCCUAUCUUACGAGUAUGUUGUAAUGGUAUGGAAGAUAUUGUAUUGAAAUUGGGUAUUGGUAUUGUUCAUACAAUCUUACCGGUAAGGGAAGAAGAUGUUGUUGGAUUUGCGGAUUUUAUUCGGAGAUGGCAAAUGCUGCCGCCAGAAGGGUAUUACAAUGCAAGUGAAACACAAUAUAGUGGGAAAUUGAAUCAAUUGCUGGGGGCACAAGGGCAAGAAGAAUUGGUUGGAUAUUUGCAAAGUGUAUUGCAAGGUAAGUUUGGGUUCCAAAUGAUUACAAACAAUAGUGUGAGUAACACGGUUUUUGGUAUUGGGGUGGUCCAUAGCAAGACGGAUGGUAAUUUCUCGUGUCUAAUUAAAUUGAUGUUUGAUAUGGAAACCGGUAAUGUGAAUUUAAGUUGCAAGAGUGAGCAUAGAGGAACAUUAAGCAAGAGCAUUGUAGAUAGUGUUUUGACAGUUAUAUAG